Molecule: messenger RNA, 3161 nt
Organism: Pygocentrus nattereri (red-bellied piranha)
Lineage: Eukaryota; Metazoa; Chordata; Actinopteri; Characiformes; Serrasalmidae
Product: interferon-induced GTP-binding protein Mx3-like
Exons: 14
Coding region: 358-2247 (629 amino acids)
Biological process (GO): defense response to virus
Cellular component (GO): membrane; cytoplasm; nucleus
Molecular function (GO): GTPase activity; GTP binding; microtubule binding
Source: RefSeq, a predicted model, not a curated record
UAGAUGGAAAGGAGGGGCUCAGGGGAUCUAUUUCUUUGCUAUCAAAUAACAUGACAGCCCUAUAGUUGCUGAAAUGAAUACUGCCAAACCAGCUUAAGACAGGAGAUCAGCUGAAGCUUCCCUAGAGCAUUAAAUGUAAAAGAUUGUGUUUCCAUGAAAUGUAAAGAGGAUCAGUGGAAAAUCCAAAUUCUGCAUACUUUGGGAAAAACCCAUGCAGUGGGUUCCACUUUCAAAUUUAGUGUUGUUGUGGGACUGAGUGCCUAUGUACGGAUAUAUAUAUGGGCAUACAGGACUUUCAGUUUAUUUGCAACCUUCUGGAAAUCAAGUUGUUGAAGACACAGAGCAUUUGUCUCUUAAAUGAUGGAGAAUGACGGAAGUUUUGAAGAUGUCUCUUCUUCAAGUGAAAGCAGUAAACAAGCCUUGGAAGGGGUGUUUCACAGCCAUUUAGAGGAGAGAGUUCGUCCUUAUAUCGACCUGAUUGACUCUCUGAGGCUGAUCGGCAUUGAAGAAGAUUUAGCUCUACCAACUAUAGCAGUGAUUGGAGAUCAGAGCUCCGGGAAAAGCUCUGUACUGGAGGCGCUGUCUGGGGUGGCGUUACCCAGAGGGAGUGGUAUUGUUACCAGGUGUCCUCUGGAGCUCAAGCUGAGGAAGAUCAAGUGUGGGGUUCAUUGGAGGGCAGUCAUAUCUUACCAAGAAGAGUUCAUUGAGUUUGAUGACCCAUCACUGGUUGAAGGUUAUGUUGCAGAAGCUCAGAAUGUGUUGGCUGGUGAUGGAGUUGGAAUAUGUGAUGACCUCAUCACUCUGGAGAUCAUGUCUCCUGAUGUCUGUGACCUUACACUGAUCGAUCUGCCUGGGAUUGCAAGGGUUCCUGUAAAAGGUCAGCCUGAGGAUAUCGGAGAUCAGAUCAAAAAUCUCAUACGGACCUUUAUUGAGAAAAGUGAAACCAUCAAUUUGGUCGUGGUACCAUGCAAUGUUGACAUUGCAACAACAGAGGCACUGAAGAUGGCACAGGAGGUGGACCCUGAAGGGAAAAGAACUCUGGCUAUUCUUACUAAGCCAGACCUUGUUGACAGAGGAACAGAGAAGAACAUAUUGGAUGUAGUCAGAAAUCAGGUUAUUCCUUUAAGCAAAGGAUACAUCAUCGUUAAGUGCCGUGGUCAGAAGCAGAUUGAUGAGAAAAUCUCUCUGGAGGAGGCCACUCGAGUGGAGAGAGACUUCUUCAAACGUCACGAAUUCUUCAGUUGCCUUUUGAAUGAGGAGAAAGCAACGAUUCAGUGCCUUGCCGGCAAACUGACUCAAGACCUGGUUGAUCACAUCAAAAAAUCACUGCCUCUGCUUUCAGAGCAGAUAAAGAAGCAGCUUUGGGACUUGAGAAAAGAGUUGGGUCAGUGUGAAGCUGGCCCACCACUGGAUCCACAGAAGAGGAGGGACUUCUUCAUUAAUACUUUGAUGAAGUUCAAUGACAAGAUCAACCACUUGGCAUGUAGUAAUUUGGGUAAUGAAGACAACUUGUUUGUUCAGCUCCGGUCAGAGUUCAAAAAGUGGAAAGAGCAUCUUGACAGUACAAAGUCAUCAUUUCAUGAUGUGGUCCAGACUGUGGUGAAAGAAUAUGACCUGAAGUACAGAGGAAGGGAGCUGCCUGGCUUCAGUGAUUAUAACGUGUUUGAGAUGGUGGUGCAGAGACUUGUUAUCCAACUGAAGGGAACAGCCAUUGAGCGACUCAGAGUCGUAAGAGAGACCAUCCAAUCGCAGUUCUCAGAAGCAUCCAAAGACUGCUUCCUCAACUAUCCUUUCCUCCAGUGUGUUGCCACGAACAAGAUAGACAACAUUCAGUCAAAGCAAGAAGCCAAAGUGGAGCAGAGGAUCUUGGAGCAGUUCGAGAUGGAGCAACUCGUCUACACUCAAGAUAGCAUCUACUUCAAAACCUUGAACGAGAUCAAUAAUGCUGGGGUGUCCGAGGAUAACUUUGCUGGGCUUGACAGCAGGAACAAAUAUCCUGAAAUGCUGCAUGCUUAUUAUGAGAUCGUCGUGCAGCGACUGGCUGACCAGGUGCCCAUGCUGAUCCGAUACUUCAUGCUGAAGGAGUCUGCUCAGCUGCUCUGCAGUGAGAUGUUGGGGUUAAUGGACGGUGCUAACAUAGCUGAGGUUCUCCGGGAGGAGUCAGAAGUCAGCAGACGCCGCAUUAACAUGCAGAACCGGAUGGACCGUCUCACCAUUGCUCAAGAGAAGCUCAGUAACUUUGUUUAAAAAGCUUGGAUUUAGGCCAUCAUAGACACAAACUAGAGCUCUUGGGAUUAUUCAGAUGUAGUAAUCGCAAUUACCAUCAUUUUUAUUUUUAAAAGGGAAUGUAGUUCUUUUAUGUGUUUGUAUGCGUGCAUAGGUUUCAAAGGUUCUACGUCACUAGUUCUCAAUCCUCCUCUUGGAGUAUAAGCACCCAGCACGUUCUGGAGUUUCCCCUACUCCUGAGGUAAACUGGGUUUGUCAGAGCAGGGUCAACACACUUAGGGCAGUGACAUUCCAGGACCAGGACUGAAAUAGCCUACAUGGUACUGGGCAUUUCUGUUAGCAUUUCAUAAAGUCUUCAUUAAACUGAAGAAUGGAGUGGAAAUUUUGUGUGGAAAUCAGUUCCUUGUGUAAAUUCAGGUAAAUUAAAACGUGUUUGAAUGUUGAAAGCAGCUCACAGGAAUGCAGUCUAGAACAGGGGAACCAAUCUUAUCCACAAAGGGCCUGGAUUGGCAGCAGAUUUUCAUUACACAAACAUUAAAAUCAUUAACAACUUAUUUAAGCAAGCAAAUGAGGUUCUUCUUGAUUGUUCUAAAAACCUGCAGUCACCUCGGCCCUUUCUUCCUGACCCCUGAUCAAGACCAUCUAAAUAAAACGGCAGAAAUCUCCAACAUGCUCCAAUAGCGUCUAUAUUAAGCUAUUAAUUCAUUUACACUACAGAUUGGUAAAAUUUAAGUCUCUUAGUUCAGCUGGUCACACUCUUCUACAGGUGAAACUAUGCAGAUCCAUAGCUGUUCAUGUUAAUGCCUAAACCAUUUCACAUCAACCCUUGGCAUGUUGCUGUUAUACACGGCAUUGUAAGAAGUGCACAAUAUCAAAAAUAUUAAAGAUUUGAUCUUGAUUUACUUUUGUUGACAAUAAAAGCACCUUUCAAUUAA